This is a messenger RNA of Mus pahari (shrew mouse), 384 nucleotides long. It is a transcript of the gene Smim33, whose product is annotated as small integral membrane protein 33. The transcript has 2 exons. The record is from RefSeq and is a predicted model, not a curated record. Bases 1 to 384 code for a protein of 127 amino acids. NCBI's taxonomy places the organism in Eukaryota, Metazoa, Chordata, Mammalia, Rodentia, Muridae.
AUGCACCAGGAUGGCUACUACCCUCGGCCUUCUCUACUUGUGAAUGGUUCGUUGGAUCAGGAACCUCAAAGGCAGCUCCCAGAUAUGCCUCCUCGAGGUGGUGACGGGCUGCCACUGCUUGCUGCCAUCAUCGCGGCCUUUGUCCUGCUGGCGAUCUGCAUUGUGCUGGCGGUUCACUUUGGGCCUGCGCUGCAUCAGGGCCAGGCUACUCUCCUCGCAGAGCCACCAGCCCUAAAGCCAGAGAAUGGCAUUUACCUCAUCCACUGGCAGCUACUGAGCCUAGAGGACAGUCACAGAGAAAGCCAGCAGGGACUUCUUAUUCCUCACUCUGGCCCUGCCCUGGAUAGGCACAGGCCCAGCAUCGAAGAAAUCACGUAUCUGUAG